Messenger RNA from Mobula hypostoma (lesser devil ray), 2869 nucleotides. Its product is annotated as sialomucin core protein 24-like. Lineage: Eukaryota; Metazoa; Chordata; Chondrichthyes; Myliobatiformes; Myliobatidae. The transcript is spliced from 4 exons. The coding region runs from base 752 to 1651 and encodes 299 amino acids. The record is from RefSeq and is a predicted model, not a curated record.
UGUAAUCACAAAAAGCAAGGGCUGCUCGCCAUUGGUGUGAACACAAAUUCUAGACUCUUUUGGAAUCUGAUAAGAAUAAGAGGCUUUUAAACUUACAAGUUCUGUAACCUGGGAAGUGCAGAGUUGCAGGUUUUCAAACCUUUUCUGGUUCAUUUAAUAGAGUUGCUAAAUUUGGAAGGAGCAGGGGAGGGGGGUUGGGAAAAGUUUCAAAGGGUGUGUUAAACAGGCUUAUUGAAAGCUCUAGAGGCCAAUUCAUGAAGUAAUAAUGUCUGUAGUUUCUAAUGUUCCCAUCCUUGCUACUGGGAUAAUAUUGGGCCCUAAACUCUCACACUGAAGGUUUAUUGUAAUUCCUUUCAGUAUUCAAUUUCACUACUCAGUUAAUCAUUCAGAAAGAAAGUACAUCACAGCAACUAGACUUCAGACUGCAGAUAGACCCAUCGUUAGGGGGAAAGGUAACACUUUUUGAAAAUAAAUGUGGUUUGAAGUCUGCAAACUUAAACAACCCCUUACAAUUUAGAGGAACUUUUCUCUCCGAAUCUUCGGAGUGUGUUGCUGGAUGAACUGGUGCCUCGCAGUGCCAGUCACCUGGGGUCAUGCUCGACAUCUGCUGCCAUCUGUUCGGACUUUGCCCGCUCUCCCAGUGACGGCAUGGGCCUCUCCCAGGUGCUUCUGUUCCCUUCCAGGGCAAGCCAGAAUAGAUUAAGAAAAUUCUAAACUAUCAAACACUGUGCACAAAAGUAGCAAAAAGAACAUGCAGUCCAAAAGCUGGCUACGUGCAGCUUAUAUUCUGUGCAAUGUCCUCUUGGUCAUUGAUGUUAAUGUUUCUGCCACUACUGAUUCGAAUGGCAGUGGCACUCCAGCUGAAAGUCUUCAAACAACUACGAACAAUGGUCCCCUGGGUCAAGGGUCCACUGUGCCGAAGGCAACAUCAGCACCUACAUCCAAUCAGAGCGCAAGUACCUUGGCUUCUGGGACUACAGAUGCCAUGUCAACCUCUAAGCCUAACAGUUCACAGACAUCUGUGACACCAACAGAUUCUGUUCAAACAGCACUGUCCAAUAUUUCAAGUCACAGUAUAAAUGAGUCAACAGCAACUCCAACAGUUCAUUCAACAGCUGGAAAAACCCAAACUACUGCGAUAGCAACACUGGUACCAAAGUCCACGCAGAUGGAGUCCACUGCAACAGGCAGAAAGUCAAGUAGCACUGGCACCACUCAGCCAACCACUGGCUCACUGUAUACAGUCAUUACCACUGCCACUUCAGGCUCAAUUUUACCUCUGCAAAAGGAAGAAGUAAUUCUGACUAUCUGCUUGAGCACCAUUCUCGCUGUGGUCAUUUUAACUAUUGUGAUGUAUAAUGUCAACAAGUGCAAACGAAGGAGAGCACAGUACUCACACCAUCCUCUCUAUGCCAACUCACAUGAGGAGCCAGGUUUUCCAAAUGAUACGUUAGUGAUAUCAGGAGGUCUAUAUGAUGAAUCACGUGUUUAUAAUCCCAACAUGACUGUUCUUGAAGAAGAUGAUGACCUUCAUGCUGAUUACCCUUCAUUUACCUCCAAGUAUAGCCAAUUCAAGCUGGAAUUUUUACCAGAGGAAAGAGAUGUUUCAGGUCAAGGAGCCUCAUUUACCACAUUCCAACCGGAAACAUAAUCCCAUUACAACCAUUGUGUUAACUCUACCCUCUAUCCUGUAUUUCUUUCAGUUUCUUGGGUUAGAUGAACAAAAGGUAGCUUUUUGUGUUUUGUGUCCCUGCAGCUAUAAUAGAACUUUUGGAAUGAGUAAAACUAGUAUUGUAUGUGUUCUAACCAGCAACUGUGUUUGUGAUAUUGUGAAAGCAACUCUGAAGAAAGCGUGAAUGUUUGUACAGACAUGCCUGUAUUGUAAAUAAUAUGAACUUUUAUAUUCAGAAGUAUUUGUGUUUGAUGUACCUAUGUGUAACUUUGUUAUAAUCCUUGUUAGUUGCCUUGGGAAUAAUCAUCCAAUCCUUGACUUCCCUGGAUUUUAAAGGGUGAGGUGACCUUUUCUAUCUUUCACUCCAAAUUUAAUGAUGAGCCUAAUCAUGUGUAGACACUCCUUAAUCAUUCUGAAGUAUCAAAAUACUUAUUUCCGUGAUAUUCAGUCAAAAUAGUUUUCAUUGAUUAUGUUGAAUUGCCUUGAAGCAUGUCUAAUCAGUGAGAUUCUUUCAGCUGUAUGCUUGUGCAUUUGUAUUUGGUUACUGGUCAGAAUGAAAAAUUGUCACUUUGUUGAUCAGAAUUGUUGCUUAAAACCUCUGUCUGUGGCAGUAUGUUUCCUGUCCUAUUUAGAUAGCUCUGGUUUAUCGGGCAUGCCAAAGGAGCUUUGUUUAGGGACAGACACCAUUUGCACAGAAAACAUGGUAAUAAUUCUGUCCUGUAAAAGUAAAUUAUCUUAAAAUAAGGAUUAAUUUAUUUUGAAACUCUAAGCAAAUGUAUCCUCAUUAUAAGCUCAAGUUAGUUGUAUUUGUGGUAUGCUCAAGUAUGGAUUUAACGUGCAGACAACCAUGAUAAUAAUUAUGACAGGUUCCACUGGUGCCAGGUAAUGAAGUUAUUAUGAAGGAAAUCAAUGCUAUUAAAGGAGAGCUGUAAAUAUAUUAUAUAUAUCGACACUGUUUGGAUAUUUCUUUGGAAUCUGAAAUCCUAUUUUAGUUAAAUAGUUUUAUUUUUAUAAAUCAUUUUCUGCCCAGACUUGCUAGUAGGUUGCUCGUAAAUACAUGUUCAAGAUAAAACUUUCAGCCAAUCUAGUAUCUUAGUAACUUUCUACAAUUUAUCUUCAGCGGCUGAUGCAUUUAUUUAUCCUAGUGUAUCAAAAUAUCACCAAAUAUUGCUCUUCAAUAAAAGAGUAAACAAACAA